UACUUUAAAGUUAAAUCACAGUUAGAGGAAUGCACUCCAGAUUAACAAAACACAUUUUAGUUGAAUCCCUAUGAUUCAGUCUACUCUGAACUUCAGCCUCACUUGUUCUUGAAGUGAUUUAAGUAGAGCAGAGAUAAGUGUUUACUUAGAUCAUAUCUCUCCAUUUACAUGUAAGUUUAUCUCACAUGACACAGAUAAGUGGAGGGUUGGUAGUUGUCUUUGGGAAGUGAACCUGAGGCUGAAGUCCAUCUGUGACUGGGCAGCAGAAGGCUGUGUGAAAGGACCUGCAAUCAGUCAACUCUCAGCAACCGACAGCCCUGCAUGCAUUCCGGUGCUUCUCAUUCAACAAUUGGAGAUUAAAACAGUGGAGUUGUAGGAGUAGAUUUGGGUACAGACGAGAACAUAUCUUAUACGGGGUCAUCCUUGAAGCAAAGGAAAGUGGAGGAUGCAGUGUGUGAGAUGCUGGCGGCUGGCAGCAGCCCUGCUGCUGCUCAGUGUGACUGGAGUUGACAUGGAGCACCUCCAAGCUGAGAACCUAAAUCUUCUUCCCCCCGAUGAACACAACUUGGUCCUGAAUGGUGGAAUGAGAGUGCUGCCCAGAGACUGCCAUGAAAUGCUGAUGACCUCUUCGGGCAAGGCCAGAGACGGGGUUUACCUGAUCCAACCAGGUGACUUCCCAAUCGUGGCCUACUGUGCCAUGGAGGAGGGAGGCUGGACGGUGGUGCAGCAUAUCACCGUCAAUAGCAGCGUGGAUUUUGAUUGUACCUGGGCUGAAUACAAGAAUGGCUUUGGGGCUGUAACUGGUGAUCACUGGCUCGGCAAUGAAUACAUUCAUCAGCUCACCCGGGGCCCCGGGCGAUACACACUGGGAGUAAAACUAGUGGACCGAGACGCCGUCACUAAGACGGGGGAGUAUGAUCCAUUCCUGGUGGAGAAUGAAUCAUCAGCAUACAGGCUGAGGCUGGGCUUGUUCCAGGGCUCAGCUAUAGACGCUCUGACCCUGGACACAGAGAACUACCUGCAUGACAACCAGAGGUUCACCACUAAAGACAGAGACAAUGACAACUACUUUCAAAAUUGUGCUAAGCUGGAGUUUCAGGGGGUGCCAGGAGGAGGUUGGUGGUAUGAUGCGUGUGCUGGUGCUAACCUCAAUCGCAGGAAUGUUAUCUACUGGCAGAAGGACUGCAAUAAGGAGCGACUGUGCAAGUAUGCAUGGAUGAUGGUGAAACCUUCAGACACAGUUAAACUGAUUCAAAGUGGAGUCUGCAAGAAGGAUGAGCUAUGAGGAACCAGGAUUUGGCAACUAUUGUUUUUUUUAAGGUCAUUUUCUUUGAAUAGCCAUUAAGCUGGACAUGCAAUUUACCACUUUUUAUUCAGAAAUGCAUGAACAGGAUCACAAAAUACUGAAAACAACAAAAUAAGAAUCACGAAAUUGAAACACAGUAUAAAAAAGCAGUACAUUUUAGCUCUAGCUCCAUUGAUCACCAUGUCAAUACAUGAAGCAAAACGUCUCAUAAUUCCCCAAAUUGCAAGUGCAGAUUCAUCACACUUACAAAAAGUGUUUCAUGACAUUAUAGCUUAUGACACAUGUACAUUUUUCCCCACGUCAUCUCCGAUCCAAUGCUUACACGAAGGAACAUUUCACAAAUAGCAUUUUAUUUGCCACAAUACAUUACACGUUUUCCAGAAGUACAAUGAAGAUAUGAUAACAAAUUUACUAAGCUACAUUAAUUGAGAGGAAGAAAAAUACUAUAUUUCAAUGCUAAAAAAAGAAAAGAAAAUAUCCUGAGGAUUAUGACAAAUAAACAAAUUGUAAUAAACAAUGUGUACUCUUAAAUCCUCUACAACAGCCCCAUUGUAAACAUUGUUGAGCAAGUUUGUCAUGUAGUUUUAGAAGGAUUAGAUGUUCAGUUUGAAAAUGUGUUCGGGUUUGGGGUUAUUUAUUGUUUUUUGUCAUGGACGUUUAUUUUUUAGAUUUUGCAGGACAUAUGUGAAAACAGCAAAGCUGAAUUCAUAAACACUUACUCGCAAAGGACAAUGGCACGUGUGAAAAGGCUUUGAUUUAUCAUUAUCAUCAAGUUACAAUCUUGAUUAUGCAGGCAGGUUCUGACCUUAGGAAAACAUGUAUUAGUCCUUUAAGUUAAAAUAGCAACAUUAAAAUGUGCAUUCUCAAUACAAAUAAAAAAAUGUAAAUUCCAACAGAAUAAAAUUGCAUGUGUUAUGAAUUUUAAAAUAAUUUGCAGUGUUAUCAGAGGUUUGGAGCAAUUUGAUAAUGAUACAGAUGUUAUACUGUG
Messenger RNA from Eleginops maclovinus (Patagonian blennie), 2294 nucleotides. RefSeq lists its product as uncharacterized. The coding region runs from base 446 to 1285 and encodes 279 amino acids. The record is from RefSeq and is a predicted model, not a curated record. The transcript has 3 exons. Lineage: Eukaryota; Metazoa; Chordata; Actinopteri; Perciformes; Eleginopidae.